CUGUGCGUCCGUCAGUUUGUUUGUUUGUUUGUUUGCUUUGUAAAACAGAAAUUAGACAUCCCCACAGCAACGGAGAGAGCUUUCUACCACAGCAAAACCUCGAGAGCCAUUUCUUUCAAAUCUACUUUUCUACUUUAGCACCGUGCUGGACGGAUCUGCCAUAGAGGAUAUAUGUUCGGUAAAGGUGCGAAGCGGAAGCUGGACGAGGAUGAAGAGGGGCUGGAAGGCAAAACGCUGGAGGUGUCGGUGGCGGGAGGGGGAUUAGGCUUCGGUCCAGAGGGCCUGUCCAAGGUGUCAUACACCCUGCAGCGCCAGACCAUCUUCAACAUCUCCCUGAUGAAGUUGUACAGCCAGCGCCCGCUUGGCGAGCCCAGCCUGGAGCGCCGUGUCCUCAUCAACAACAUGCUGCGACGCAUCCAGGAUGAACUCAAGCAGGAAGGCUCCCUGCGGCCGCUGCUACUGCCACCGUCGCCGCCACCCGACGACCCCAUGGACGAGGGCUUCCGUGAGGCGCCUCCCUCCUUUGGUGUUUUGUCAGCGACAGCAACAGCACAGGUAUCCCAGCCUUCGACACUGUUGAUGCCGGUGAUCGCUCCACCACCUUCACCCCACCCAAUGGUGCCUCCCAACUGCCAGGCAUCCCAGGGCUGCCCCAGCCGUGUGGAGGCCUGCCCAGCCCCCCUGGAAGCCUGCCUCACUCCAGCCUCUUUACUGGAGGAGGAUGGUGGAGAUUCAACCUUUUGUGCACCAUCCCCACCCACUCCUCCUCUGUCGCCUCCCCCAGCGCAAUCUCACCCGUUACCUACGGCACUUCUGAGCCAGGCGUCCCCCAGGGUCCCUGUGCCUGCCUCGUCCAGUGACGGUUUCCCCUCCACUCUGAGUGACAUGGAGUUGGGUCCUCCCACAGCCAUAACAAGGACAGCAGCAGCUAAUACUACGACCGUGACUACCUCCCCAGCUCCCAUGCCACUCACCCGGCCCUCCCAGUUAGCACCCCUCUCCCCAACUCCCACAGGCCUACCCAGAGACUGCAGGACCAUGGGUGCUAAACCAGAGGCAGCUGGCGUCUUGCUAGCAGAAGCUCGCUGUGCCGAGCUCCGACCGAUGGACACUCUGCCCGCACUGCCCCCUGGUGGCUUAAUAGACAUUUCCUCUUGUCCUUCCUCCCCUCCUUCUUCUGCAUCACCCUCUGGGUUUCUCUCAGACUUGGCGCUGGACGAUGUCCUGUUCGCCGACAUCGACACGUCCAUGUAUGACUUUGACCCCUGUAUGACAGCGGGGGCUGUGGGCGUGACGGCAGGUGGUGGCCUCGCCAAGCUGUCACCGGUAGUGACGACAGAUGACCUCCUCAAAUCGCUGGCGUCGCCAUACAGCAGCUCCACCCCCCAGGUUUCAGCCAAUCAGCCUUUCAAAAUUGAUCUGACAGAACUGGACCACAUCAUGGAGGUGUUGGUGGGCUCAUGACUCGCAGACGCCUCCAUCUCAGAAACACACAAACAGUUUAAUCCGGAGAACAGACUGGAAUGAAAAUUUGGGAUCGCUUCGGGGGAUUUUUUUGUUGUUGUUUCUUUUUUUUCUAUUUUAUUUUAUUUUUUUUUUUACUUUCUUCAAAGGUCGGUAAUUGUAAACAUCAAUGGUGAUGUCAGUUAGUACUACUAGGACAACUAUUACUACUACACAACACUGUGCAUGCACUGUGCUCGCCUUUCCAAAUAUGGAAAUGAAGUAACUGGGAAACAAAGACACAAAUAAGUUUGUCUUUCUAUACUUGUGAGGACCUCCAAUGAUUCCAUUCAUUCCCUAACCCAAAUUUAAACCUAAUCCUAGUUCUAAUUUUUAACCUGAACUUAAGCCUUAACCCUGAAGAGUAACUGUAAAUAGAAAAAAGGAGGACCGGCAAAUUGUCCUCAUUCUGGAGGAUUUUGCUGUCAUUUGAAUCCUUGUGAGGACUUCUACUUCUCACAGGUAAAGAAAUACAAGUGUACACACACAUCAUGACACAACACACACACACACACACACACACUGAAUCCAUGGCUUUUAGCAGAUGAGUGCCUUUCAAAAUGACCACUUAUUCAAUUCCUGUUUUUUACAGUGUUUUUUUUUUUCUAGUUCUUUUCACUUUAACAGCCUAGAGAGGUCACUCCUCAAUGUCUUUUUUAAUUUAUUGUAUUGUAUUAAAACUAUGAUUAAGUAAGGUAAUUUCUCACGAUCAAAUAAUAAUUAUUUAAUCUUUAUCUUAUUACAGAUGCUGUUUUAUUUGUUAAGCAAGCAUAAAAAGGUUUUACGAGAAAUACAUUGUUUUACCAGUGUGCUACAUUACAUAUUAGCUCGGCUAUUUAAUUAUGCUUUGGGAAUAGCUCUGAAACACAUUGCCUGGUUGUUUGUAAACUCUUUUGGUAGAAGGAGAUGUCUGUUCUUGUACACAUUGUGUCUAUGAAUUCAGUUCAGGACUUAUUUCUUUUCCUUCCCUUCCUUGUUUUCAGGCACAUAUAACUGUGCUGGAUGCUAUUUUACAUGAGCUUGGUCAUAUGGGCUAGUUAUCAUGCUUCAGUUACAGCAGAAUUCAAAUGAGCUACACCCACAGGAAAGCUAGAUGUGUUUACGUUGGAAGUGUCAGCAGUGCCACCACCAGCUCUUGACUUCCAGUCAGAUGUAAAUGAUCUGAAAAGUCCAACCUAAGCACAGGCUUAAGGCUCUAAACACGUUAAAUUUGGACUCAAAACCAAACAUCUAUCACAGAUUGCAGGGAAAGUCACUGUGGCCCCAGAGUGAUUUCUCAGAAUCGCACAAAGAAAAUUGAGUAUUUUAGUAGAAAUGUCUUAUUUCUGGUUUGGUUCACACAGAAUUAGCAACAUGAGUGACAGACAAAUUACAGCACAGCAUACAGUAUUACACACAUGCCGUAUUUGCAGAGUAUGUUUACUUGUGUUUAGAGAAGGAGCCCUAUAUAACAAACCCGAGAGCUCUGCUCACUUCUGUACAUUGUGCAGUAAGGUUUUGAAGGUCAUCCAUGGAUGUUCAUGGAUGUUUUAAACAUACAGUAGCAGGAGGGCACAGUAUAUCUCUUAAAUAAUUUGAAUGUGUAUUUCCACUGGAAGAAGAAAACCCAAACCACGGUGUUAACCUGAUAGUGCAACCAUUCAAAACUCUACCCCCUGCCCAGGCCACUGUGCAUGAUAUUUGGUACAAAAAGACAAAAAUCUCAUGAGAGAUCCUGAAGUUUUUUUUAAUCUCAGCAGACCACACUCACACAGUUCUAAUAGAAUAGGAAUUCUCAGUUUACCAGUCAAAUGCUGUGUCCACAGUCCAGCCUUUAUAUUCUAUCUAUGUGUGCUGUCUGUAGAAGGUCAAAGUUGAAAGUCCUCUUUACACAAAUUUGCCUUACCCAAUUCACAAGUUUUCACAAAUGUAACUGUGGUGCUCCACCUGAAGAGAGGUAAGAAUGAGAAGCACUGCUGUCAGGCUGCCGACGUUCAAUUAGAAUGAACAGAUGCGGCCACACAGCAAGCUUUUGGAAGGAUUUUGUAUUGUGUGAAUUGCAGUGUCACGUAUUUAGCCAUAUUUUACACAUUACCUAUUCUGAAAUGGACCAACAUGUUGGCACCGUGACAGCUGUAUUCUGAUUUAGUUAGAAAAGGCCUGCAGUGGACACAGGCAUUUGCAGUUCACAGACGUAGCAUUGUUCUCUUCAAAGUGAAACUAGUUGCAACACCACAAGAUAGUACAGAUUUAAGCUUCUUUAAAGUGCAGAGACUCGGCUUGUUUUUGAGAGUAGAUGCAAACAAAACAAAACGUUGUAAAAUGCCUUUUGUUGCUACAAUAUGUAGAAAACUCAUCACCUUGCCUGUUUUACAGUAGUUAGUGCAAUGAGAUUAAGCUGAACUAUCAAAAGAAAAACAUACCCUGGGACACUUGUACUCUUGCUUCACCAGUCAUUAAUAUUCAGUGUGCUUCAGGACUUGGUAUGUGGUCAGGGGUUGAAAUUGUCUUGCAGCUACUUUUGGUAAAAUUGGAUUCUUGAAUUGCUGAAUAUCAGUGCAAAAUGGUGUUUUUUUCAAACGCAUCUCAGUUUGAUGUUUAAAGCUGCAUUCAUUGAUUUUAGAUUUUUUGAUUUUUGGCCACUUAGGGGCAAUAGAACAAGCUCAGAACUAUCACCCUAUGAAGUCGUUUUGGUGAACGUGUUAAAAAAAAACCUUUUCUGUCACCAAACCUUGAAUCUUGUCAUUAUACAUAUCAUCUACAUUUGUCUCUAUUCACAGCAAUAUAAGAAAAAGACACCACAGUGAUCCAGAAAUGCAACACCAGGAGGUGUUGGAAAUAAUUUAUGGUGGACGUUUCCUUCGUACAUAGUAAAGUAACAAAUAACACAAGAAACCCUAAACACCUCUGUGUCUACCAACACAGCCUUUCCAUGGUGUAAAAUGGUAUGUUAACGGUAUUUCUAGCAGUGGUCUCAGCUGGUGGGAGUCAGUGGUUGUUAAUGGGACAGAAUGUGUGAGCUGCAUUUCAGUCUGACUCAUCGUACUGUGUUAGCCAACAGCAGUGAGGCUGAAGUGACUUUAACACUUUGUUCCAAUGGAAGAUCAUUAGUUUCCCAGAGUGCAUUUGACCUCAGCUGAUAUGUAAAUGAACAGCAUUGUAACUGAAUUCAAAGCAGAGUGUGAGCCGAGCACAUAGCAGCACCAACUAAUACUGUUUGUAGAUGACUGUGUCUUGUUUCUUUCACUAUGUUUGAAUUUUGGAGUGCUUGUUUUUCGUCAAUGAAGUUAUUUAUUCAUAUUGUUUUUUUUUCUUCUCUGUGUAAAUAUAUUUAUUUUGGAUGUGAAGUGAACAUUUGGAUUGUAAAUGCGUGUACAGAAUGUGUGGUAGGAAUGUACUUCAGAUAGGAAUGUAUCUGAGUGUGGAA
Molecule: messenger RNA, 4909 nt
Organism: Toxotes jaculatrix (banded archerfish)
Lineage: Eukaryota; Metazoa; Chordata; Actinopteri; Toxotidae
Gene: sertad2b
Product: SERTA domain containing 2b
Exons: 2
Coding region: 172-1464 (430 amino acids)
Cellular component (GO): nucleus
Molecular function (GO): transcription regulator activity
Source: RefSeq, a predicted model, not a curated record